AUGGUUGCCCGAAGUAGCAAUGUGUCGUCGUGCCCCUUUCCCUUUAUUGCGGAACUCUCGGUGCCUUAUCAUGGGGGAUACCUGGGGGGUCGGUGGUGCAAACCCGUCCCUAUAGCCGUCGAGGAUGUGUCCUGCUGCAUUCCCUGUCCAAUAUCCGACUGGAGAUACACAAAAGACUUCAGUCUUGUAAUCGUAUCGUGGAUUGGAGUGUUUAUCCUCGUCCUAGCCCUAAUUUUGGGUCUCACAUUUGCUGUACUUCCGGUCGCGGCAACAUGGCGGCACUACCUCACGACCAGCCCAUUAAUCGGGUUCACUUUUAUGGCGGCAUGGCUUAUAUCUUUUUAUUGGGCCUCGUUUAUAAUCCAGCUAGGAGCAUCAAUCGACGUGUGCUACGACUCCAUCACACCGAACGAUUGGCGAACGGACAAUCGCUGUGCGGUAUCGGGGGCUCUGCUUCUUUACGGGGUUUGGGUGGUAGUAUUGAGCUGCUUCUUUCGCUCCCUCUCCCUGUACGCCCACCUAUGCUGGGAGAUCGAGCUAGGGACGAAAUUCAUGUACAUCGCCCUCGUCUGCAUCUUCGUCGGCGCAGGCGGACUCUUCCUCACGGAAUUCUUGGUCUCUGGCGUCUCCUACCAAGUCGGCAAAAUCUGCAGCAUCAACAUCGACAAAAGCACGGAAUCACUGUGGGCGCCUCUUCUCGCUGUCGCCAGCGCCUCCCUCAUCCUCCAGCUGCUCAUCAUGGCGCACUGCAUCCACCGCGUGCUGGACCCCUUCGGAAACAUGUUCAAAUUCCUCUUCACGUGUCGUCGCGCCCGUGUUCGCGCUUCCGUCGAGCUGCCCCCAGAGCUCGCCGAACAGCCUUCUGCCCGCCAGGUCUGCUCGAGGAUCCGGCGGAUUCUUCAACUGCAAUGGAGGGCGAUAGCGAUCGUGUGCCUGAUUAUCUUUCAUGUUGCGUUUCUGGCGGGGGCGCUGCUCCGCGUGGGCACGCCGGCGGAUUACUCCCUCGAGCAAGUGACCCCGUGGCUUGUGUGUUUGAUGACCUCGCAUGGCGAGAGUGAGCCGUGUUUGUCUGAGGCUUCGGGGCUAGGACCGAGCCAGGGCACGGCGCUCGCUGCGUGGAUUCUUCUGUCGCUGAGCGGUGUCUGGGGUUUCAUCUGUGUUGUCAAGUGGUCCAUGGUCCAGGGGUGGAUAGAAUGGGGGAGACGGAGGAGGAGUGCUUUUCGCGAGAGCAUGGCAUACCGGCAUAGGGCGCAAGGUCAACCCAGGGAUGUUGAGCGCGUGGUGAGUGACUGUCUCACAGUAGACACCAUGUACUCUCCUACCUCUGCGGUGCACAAGGCCCUGCGCUUUACUAGGGGGUCGAGUGUUUCCGGGGGUGCAUAUUCCUCUGAGACUCCUAAGUACUAG
Aspergillus ochraceoroseus IBT 24754 is the source of this 1407-nucleotide messenger RNA. RefSeq lists its product as uncharacterized. The transcript is spliced from 6 exons. The coding region runs from base 1 to 1407 and encodes 468 amino acids. Lineage: Eukaryota; Fungi; Ascomycota; Eurotiomycetes; Eurotiales; Aspergillaceae. The record is from RefSeq and is a predicted model, not a curated record.